Drosophila biarmipes is the source of this 760-nucleotide messenger RNA. RefSeq lists its product as uncharacterized. The coding region runs from base 1 to 390 and encodes 129 amino acids. NCBI's taxonomy places the organism in Eukaryota, Metazoa, Arthropoda, Insecta, Diptera, Drosophilidae. The transcript is spliced from 3 exons. The record is from RefSeq and is a predicted model, not a curated record.
AUGACACGAGGAAAAGGGUCCAAAGAUAGCCAAAGGACACGAGGAAAAGGGUCUAAGGAUAGCUCCAAGAAUACCCGAAGGACACGAGGAAAGUGGUCCAAUGAUAGCUUCAAGAAUACCCGAAGGACACGAGGAAAGGGGUCCAAGGAUAGCUUCAAGAAUACCCUAAGGACACGAGAAAAGGGAUCCAAGAAUAGCUCCAAGGGUACCCAAAGGACACGAGGAAAAGGAUCCAAGGAUAGCUCCAAGGAUACCCAAAAGACACGAGGAUGGGGGCCAAGGAUAGCUCCAAGAAUACCCCAAGGACACGAGGAAAUGGGUCCAAGGGUAGCUCCAAGAAUACCCGAAGGACACGAGAAAAAGGGUCAAAGGAUAGCCAAAGGACACUAGGAAAAGGGUCCAAGAAUACCCGAAGGACACGAGGAAAGGGGUCCAAGGAUAGCUCCAAGAAUUCCCGAAGAACACGAGGAAAGGGGUCCAGGAAUAGCUCCAAGAGUAACCAAAAGACGCGAGGAGAAGGGUCCAAGGAUAGCUCCAAGGAUACCCAAAAGACACGAGGAAAAGGGUGCAAGGAUAGCUCCAAGUAUACCCAAAGGACACGAGGAUGGGGUCCAAGGAUAGCUCCAAGAAUACUCAAAGGACACGAGGGAAAGGGUCCAAGGGUAGCUCCAAGAAUACCCGAAGGACACGAGGAAAGGGGUCCAAGGAUAGCUUCAAGAAUACCCGAAGGACACGAGGAAAGAUGUCCAAGUAUAGCUCC